AUAUCCUGAGGAAGUCGGGGAGAAUGGGUGACAUCGACAAGAAAAUCACCCACGUUCUGUUUUGCGGGCCACAUUUCCCUGCUUCUCAGGAUUACACGAGAGAAUAUUUGGUCGAUUAUUCUUUUGUCCAGGUUGAUGAUGUACCCCUUGCUGCUGUGCCUGAUGUUAUCGAGAAGUACGAUAUCUGUAUAGUGAAAAGCAUGAAGUUAGAUUUUAAUGUCCUCUCUCGUGCAAAAAAGAUGAAGCUUGUAAUGCAGUUUGGUGUUGGACUGGAAGGCGUUGAUAUUGAUGCUGCGACAAAGUUUGGAAUCAAAGUCGCUCGAAUUCCAAGUCAUGCAACUGGAAAUGCAGCCUCGUGUGCAGAAAUGGCCAUUUAUCUCAUGUUGGGCCUUCUUCGGAAGCAAAAUGAGAUGCAAACUUCCAUAAAGCAGAGAAUGCUUGGAGGCCCAAUUGGUGAAACGCUACUUGGAAAAACAGUCUUCAUUUUAGGAUAUGGAAAUAUUGGAAUGGAUUUGGCAAAGCGCUUGAAACCUUUUGGUGUGAAAAUUAUUGCCACAAAACGGAAUUGGGACACCCAUUUAGAUUAUUCGUGCCAGUCAAAUGGUGACUUGGUUGACGAAAAGGGUGGUCAUGAAGAUAUCCAUACAUUUGCAAGCAGUGCGGACAUUGUUGUUGUUUGUUUGUGUUUAAAUAUUGAAACAGUUGGCAUUGUUAACAAGUCAUUUAUAUCAUCAAUGAGAAAGGGUGCCCUUUUGGUAAAUAUUGCCCGAGGAGGUCUGCUGGACUAUGAUGCUGUUCUAUAUUCCCUCAAGUCCGGCCACCUAGGUGGCUUGGGCAUGGAUGUCGCUUGGACUGAGCCAUUUGAUCCAGAUGAUCCCAUUUUGAAGUUGAAAAAUGUUUUGAUCACACCUCAUGUUGCAGGUUCUACUGAGUAUUCUUACAGAUCCACGUCAAAGGUAGUGGGUGAUGUUGCUAUUCAACUUCAUGAAGGGAAGCCUUUGACAGGACUGGAGUUUGUCAACUGAUAAUUUGAGCUAAUUAAUCAAUUGGUACAUUGAGGACUUGUAUUUGUAAUUGGAGUGGUUUCUAGCUUAAAGCGAUCAUCUUUUAGUGAAGUAGAUGAUGAA
Molecule: messenger RNA, 1127 nt
Organism: Argentina anserina (silverweed cinquefoil)
Lineage: Eukaryota; Viridiplantae; Streptophyta; Magnoliopsida; Rosales; Rosaceae
Exons: 9
Coding region: 24-1025 (333 amino acids)
Molecular function (GO): NAD binding; phosphoglycerate dehydrogenase activity
Source: RefSeq, a predicted model, not a curated record